AUGGAGGGUUCUGUCGUCGGACAUAAACAGCAUUGGUGGUCCUGGUUCUUGACAAAGCGGCCUGUUUCCCUUGGGCCCCGGGGGAAAUGUCCUUUGAAGAAAGGCCCCGGAAAGCGGGAGGGCUCAGCACCAGCAAUGUUUUGUUUUGCAACUGUAACUGACUCGAUGCCGAUAUCCCGUGGUCAGGUCCUGGCACCUGCAGGAUGUUUCGCAGGCAUCGCGGUGGAUUUUUCGAUGGUUCCUGCUCAUAAUUGGUUCGAGCUUGCGUGCGGGACGAGUAUCGUUUAUGCUCCGCUACAGCUUCACUUCUUGGAAGAGAAUUCGGCGUCCGCCACUGUCGAGCUCUGCUAUUCAAAUGACGGGCAUGAUUACUGCUGGUAUUUGUCGUUCGAGAUGAUGAGACUCUACAGUAUGCUUACAGUCUUUCGUUCCACAUCUGACCUGUAUGACGAGCCCAACACUUCUGGGUAUAUCAACCUACAUGUUCCUGCCAAUCAUUUCCUGAAGUGGAAGCAUCCUGACUUUCGUCCGAAGACACAGCGAACACGGAUAGGAUGUCUUUCGUGUACGCAACAGGUCCUCAAUUGGGACUUCUUCCUCACUCAAUCACAGACGUGGACACCGAUUCAACGGCUGCCGGCACGCGAGCUCAAACUAGAGAGGGCGCUCCUCAUUCGUGCACCUAUGAAUGGUACUGAGGCUGGCAUGAAGUCUAUCACACGCCAUACGUGA
Colletotrichum lupini is the source of this 732-nucleotide messenger RNA. RefSeq lists its product as uncharacterized. The record is from RefSeq and is a predicted model, not a curated record. The coding region runs from base 1 to 732 and encodes 243 amino acids. The transcript is spliced from 7 exons. NCBI's taxonomy places the organism in Eukaryota, Fungi, Ascomycota, Sordariomycetes, Glomerellales, Glomerellaceae.